This is a messenger RNA of Westerdykella ornata, 810 nucleotides long. RefSeq lists its product as uncharacterized. Lineage: Eukaryota; Fungi; Ascomycota; Dothideomycetes; Pleosporales; Sporormiaceae. The transcript has a single exon. Bases 1 to 810 code for a protein of 269 amino acids. The record is from RefSeq and is a predicted model, not a curated record.
AUGAAAGCCCUCCUAGCACCCACCCUCCUCAUCCUUUCCGCCUCCGCCGCCCUGGCCACGGACAACCCAGACCCUCAGAACGAUGACAGCAACGGCGUGGUCAGCAUCCAGAUCGUCGAGCCAACAUCCACCCCGACGCCAGAGCCCUUCAAUCAAUCCCCACCUCCACCGAACAACUACGAUGAGCAACCACCUCCGAACAAUGACGUUCCUCAGCCUUCUCCGUCGCCUGGUGAUGAGGGCGAGAAUCCCCCACCCGAGCCAACCACGACCUGCAGCAGCGGUAACGCAGACUCGACUCCUCCCCCAACAGAAGGCGAACUUCCCCCUGCAUGCUCGGAGCAACCCUCCGACUGCAAUUGCACAGAAACCCCUCCGGAACCCACCCCAACAGAAGGCGAAGGGACCGACAACCCUUUACCAUCUCCUGACCCGUCCAACGGCAACAACCCAUCCGAAUGCACGCCUUCAACCACAACCCUCACCAUCACCCUGACCGCAGCCUCAUCCUCCACUACCGACGGCACGGCGCUCUGGCCCUUGACCAACGCGACGGACCCGUAUCCAGGACCCACCGUGUAUCCAACCGACGGCACAACGCUGGUAUCGCAGAACCCGCCGCCCGUGGUGAAUGCUACGGAUGGCAUUGUUCUGCCGCCGACGCCCACGCCGCCGGUGCCCACGCCGCCGAGUUCUGGGAGGCCCGACGACCCCCUGUUUGACGGCGCGGCGGGGAAGAUGGGCGCAAGCAAAGUCGGAGUCUUUGCCGCUGUUGUUGUUGGGUUGUUGGGAUUCGCAUGGGGGCUGUAA